AGCUCGAUGGAAAGUUUGUAAGUUGCUCCUGGACAGUUAUUUAACUAGAGUUUUGUCAAUGGGGACAUGAAUAACUACAAAAUAAAAACAAGACCAAAAGUUAAAAAAUUCAUAAGUUCUAAAAAAUAUAUAAAUCUAAUUUUAACCGGAAAUUAAAGUUGUAUCAGUUUCGGCAUAUUUUUUCUAUCAAAAGACUAUAAAACUAAUUCAAAAAAUUUUAUCUUUGAAUGGCUAGGCUACAGACAAAAAACAACCACAUGCCACGGUGAAUCUUUAAAAACAGAUUAAUUGAUUAAUUGUUAAUAACACUAAGAUAAUAAAUUAAUUAAAUUACAAAUUGAUAAACACUUUUUAUAUCACAACCAAAUUCUAUUAGUUUUGGCAAAAAUAGCCAAAAUGAAUUGGAAGUGAUAAGAAAAACUGAGAUAUGAUAACUUCUAUAUCACUGAGCUUUUUGUAAGAUUAGGAUCAUCCAACUAAGUUGCUAUAAAAGCAAGUUCGGACAUUUUAAGUUAGCAACUGUUCAUCAUCAUGUCAGUCCGAUUGUGUGUGAUAUUAUUUGCUGUCCUUAUUGGAUUAACGAGUGCUGCAAGGUUACCAAAACCAAAAGCAGACAAAAAAGGUGAAUGUGUGGAUAAUACAUUAUACGCAAAAUAUAUUUGCCAAAACCGAAAGGAUGGAGAAAUGUUUCUAGUUCCUGGAACGUGCUCACAAUACUACGAAUGCUUGAAUGGUGAAAGCAACGUUAAGACCUGUCCGAAAUUCUAUGACCCCGCAUCACAAAAGUGUGUAUCAGAAUUAAAUUGUGUUAAGGUAGACAAUACAGACUGUGUUAUACCUACACCACCACCAUGCGCUGGAAAUGAAACACCAUCAACUCCACCAACUGAGCCUCCAACUCAACCACCAACUCAACCACCAUCCGGAAAUUGUUCUGGAGGGCCUGGACCAUGCAACAGUUACUGGAACCCUGAUGAUUUAUACGGCUCAUACGUUUGCCGAAAUAAGGACGACGGAACUGUGUUAAUUGUUCCAAAUAACUGCAGUGAAUACUUUUUCUGUAUUGGUGGAUGGACUUACCUCAAGAAUUGUGGAAGUGACAUGUAUUUCAAUCCAGAUGUUCAAGCAUGUGAUGUCAAGGAGCAUGUGGUUUGUCCAUCAGCACCAACAAAACCACCAACAGAACCCCCAACUAAGCCACCAACUAACCCACCAACAAAACCACCAACUGAGCCUCCAACGAAACCACCAACUGAACCACCAACAAAACCUCCAACUAAACCACCAACCGAGCCCCCGACUCAACCACCAACUAAACCACCAACGCAACCUCCAACUCAGCCACCAACUCAGCCACCAACUCAACCACCAACUCAACCACCAACUAAACCACCAACGCAACCUCCAACUCAGCCACCAACUCAGCCACCAACUCAACCACCAACUCAGCCACCAACUCAACCACCAACUGAGCCUCCAACCAAACCACCAACAAAACCACCAACUGAGCCUCCAACUAAACCACCAACUCAACCUCCAACGCAACCACCAACUCAACCACCAACGAAACCACCAUCCGGAAAUUGUUCUGGAGGGCCUGGACCAUGCAACAGUUACUGGAACCCUGAUGAUUUAUACGGCUCAUACGUUUGCCGAAAUAAGGACAACGGAACUGUGUUAAUCGUUCCAAAUAACUGCAGUGAAUACUUUUUCUGUAUUGGUGGAUGGACUUACCUCAAGGAUUGUGGAAGUGACAUGUAUUUCAAUCCAAUAGCUGGAGCAUGCGAUGUCAAGGAGCAUGUGAUUUGUCCAUCAGCACCAACAAAACCACCAACAGAACCCCCAACUAAGCCACCAACUAAGCCACCAACUAAACCACCAACUCAGCCUCCAACUCAGCCACCAACUCAACCACCAACUCAACCACCAACUAAACCUCCAACUCAGCCACCAACUCAGCCACCAACUCAACCACCAACUCAGCCACCAACUCAACCACCAACUGAGCCUCCAACCAAACCACCAACAAAACCACCAACUGAGCCUCCAACUAAACCACCAACUCAACCUCCAACGCAACCACCAACUCAACCACCAACGAAACCACCAUCCGGAAAUUGUGGCCCUGGACCUGCACCAUGCAACAGUUAUUGGAACCCUGAUGAUUUGUAUGGAUCAUACGUUUGCCGAGACAAGAAAACCGGAACUAAGUUAAUAGUUCUAAAUAACUGCAGCGAAUACUAUUACUGUAUUGAUGGAUGGACUUACCUCAAGACAUGUGGUGACAUGUAUUUCAAUCCAAUAGCUGGAGCAUGCGAUGUUAAAGAAAAUUCGUUGUGUCCUACAGCAUAAAAUGAACACAUUUAAUGAACAUUUUUAUUAUGUUUUUCUUUUUCAUUUCCAUCGAAAAAAUUAAAUAAACAUAAGUCUA
Episyrphus balteatus (marmalade hoverfly) is the source of this 2431-nucleotide messenger RNA. RefSeq lists its product as uncharacterized. The coding region runs from base 532 to 2352 and encodes 606 amino acids. NCBI's taxonomy places the organism in Eukaryota, Metazoa, Arthropoda, Insecta, Diptera, Syrphidae. The record is from RefSeq and is a predicted model, not a curated record. The transcript has 2 exons. Gene Ontology annotation, cellular component: extracellular region. Gene Ontology annotation, molecular function: chitin binding.